AUGGUCUUGCUGAUUCUGCUGGCACAAUCGAUUGAUAUGACGACGCCCUCGCUGUACAAGUCUUUCGAUACGUCGCUGGUGGAUGUCAAGAGGUCUUUUGAGUCGACGGAGCAUGCUACGAUUGAGGGGAGUUGUGGAGAAGAGAAUCGAGCUCCGUCGAGAAAGCCAGAUGGGGGCAACGAUGUUGGACGGGUCGUGAAGAGUGUCGGGGCGGGGGAGGUGUAUAGGAGUGGGCGCGGGCUGUCAGCUGAUUGUUCAUGCAGGGCGACGUGUGACACCGAUGGCAACUUCUUGCAAGCUGUCGAUGAUGUGCAGAUGGAGGAGAUCCUGCCGAAGAUCUCGGAGCUGGUCAGAGAUGUCAAGACAUUAAAAAUCCUGGAUCUAGGCUGUGGCACUGGACGCACUACGACGAAACUGGCGCAGCACUCAUGGCCGUGUGAGCAGAUCAAGAUCGAGGGCUGGGGUGCAAGUGCUGCCAUGCUCAAUACCGCGAAGACGAACCUCUCCAGCCUGGCCUCAAGUCACACUGCUGUCAAUCUUCACCAAAUCGACCUCCAGAACCCCACCACCCUCCCCCAUGACAGCAAGGUCUCUUUCGAUAUCAUCAUAAUCAGCACCUUAGCCCUGGAUCAUUCCCCCCUCGCCACCUUCUUCCAGCUCAUUUCAACUCUCCUGAAGUCUGGGGGCGUGGCUUUUGUGAGUAAUUUGCACCCAGAUAUGGGAGCUAGGUCAGUCGCUGGGUAUGAUGAUAUGAGAGGGGCGAGGAGGAUCGGGAGGAAUUUGAGCCAUGGAAUAGAGGAGAGUCUCGAUGCGGCGAAGAGAGCGGGGCUUGAGGUGAAGGAGGUGAAGGAGGUUGAGUUGGAGGAGAGGGGGAUUGAGGAGGGUUUGGUGGUUGAGAGGGGGAGGAAAUGGGUUGGGAUGAAAUUGUGGAUGGGGUUGAUGGUGAGGAAGAUGUAA
Fulvia fulva is the source of this 957-nucleotide messenger RNA. RefSeq lists its product as uncharacterized. NCBI's taxonomy places the organism in Eukaryota, Fungi, Ascomycota, Dothideomycetes, Mycosphaerellales, Mycosphaerellaceae. The record is from RefSeq and is a predicted model, not a curated record. Bases 1 to 957 code for a protein of 318 amino acids. The transcript has 2 exons.